Benincasa hispida (wax gourd) is the source of this 3508-nucleotide messenger RNA. Its product is annotated as calmodulin-binding transcription activator 2-like. Gene Ontology annotation, cellular component: nucleus. The record is from RefSeq and is a predicted model, not a curated record. Gene Ontology annotation, biological process: regulation of transcription by RNA polymerase II. Gene Ontology annotation, molecular function: double-stranded DNA binding; transcription coregulator activity; protein binding. Lineage: Eukaryota; Viridiplantae; Streptophyta; Magnoliopsida; Cucurbitales; Cucurbitaceae.
CCAAAGAAACCUCGCAAAUCAUUAUGAAGAAGGGGAACGAGUGUUCGUCAGCAUUGUUUGCAGGGAGAAGCGAGCGAUGCGAUGUCGAUCAUUUGCAAUUCCACCUGAAUCCCACAAUUGUAAUAGAAUCGAUAACCCAAACCCUGUUCGUGUGAAUGCAAAUCACAUACUCGUUGACUGUAAUUCAUCGUCUCUUUCACACAAAUCCCUUCUUUCUCCUCCUCCUCCUCCUCCUUCUUUUUCUUCUUCAUUUUCGUUUUUCUCCCAUUACGCCUCGUCCCGUUGCCUUCCAACUCAACCCCAUCUCAGAAUCAUUGCGCUUCUUGGGGGUCGUUUUCGGAGAUUUGAUUCCAACUGUUGGUUUAUGGUGAUGAGAAAUUGUGUGUUAGAUGGCCGACUCCAGGAAAUAUGUUCCCUUUCAGCAUUUAGAUUUACUACAAAUACUACAAGAAGCACAGAAUCGGUGGCUUCGGCCAGCUGAAAUAUGUGAAAUUCUUCGAAACUACAGAAAGUUUCAAUUAGCACCAGAUCCUCCAGUUCGGCCUCCAGCUGGAUCCUUGUUCCUUUUUGAUCGCAAAGCACUUAGAUAUUUUCGUAAAGAUGGUCAUAGAUGGAGGAAGAAGAAAGAUGGAAAAACUGUCAAAGAAGCACAUGAAAAGCUGAAGGCUGGAAGCGUGGAUGUUCUACAUUGUUACUAUGCACAUGGUGAGGACAAUGAGAACUUCCAGCGAAGAAGUUAUUGGAUGCUUGAUGGGCAAUUGGAGCAUAUUGUCCUCGUGCAUUACAGAGAAGUAAAGGAGGGAUGCAAAUCUGGCAUCUCUCGUGUGUCAGUUGGUCCAGGGUUGCAGGCUGAAGGUUGUCUAGGUGGUUCAACACCCGUCUUUUUGCAGGAAACAUCACUUGUUGGCUCAGCUCAGACUUCACGUCCUUUAAAUCUUAGUCAAACAGUGCACUCAGGAAAUGGGAUUGCGGAUUCCAGUGCUAGGAAUGACUUUGGAGUCUCUUCUCAUGUUCAUCAAGUUUUUAAAUCCAGCAUUCCUCCUGCAUCUUUCCCUGCAGGUGAUGUUUCAGAAAAGAGUGUGCUUCAGUGGUCAAGGGGUGGAACUCUUCUUAUUGGCGACCAGGGUUCGUAUCUUCCGAGAGGAUCAUCUGAUUUAUAUGGACAAGAAAUCGCGAUUAUUCAAUCUGCCACAACUGAUUCCAUUACGCAUAAGUUAACAGAUACUAGAUUGGCUUCUAGGGGCUUAGUAAAAAAUAUGGUGAAUAGUGAAAGUGGCUUGAUUACUGAUGCAAAAGUACCUGCCGUAAAAGCAGUCUAUCAGAGAAUUGUUCAGGUAGAAAAGACGUCCAAUGAUAAUUUGGACCUUGAAGGUUUUGGAGAACUCAGAAAACUUGACAGUUUUGGCAGAUGGAUGGAUAAGGAAAUUGGAAGACAUUGUGAUGAUACUUUGAUGACUUUGGACUCUGGUAACUAUUGGUGUGGACUGAAUGCUGGAAAUGAUGAGAAGGAUGUAUCCAGUUUAUCACAUCACAUGCAGCUGGAUGUUGAUUCACUUGGGCCUUCUCUUUCCCAAGAACAGUUAUUCAGUAUUUCCGAUUUUUCCCCAGAUUGGACAUAUUCUGGUAAUGUAACAAAGGUCCUAAUAGUUGGCUCGUUUUUGGGAAGCAAAAAACCUUCUGUAGAAACUCAGUGGGGAUGCAUGUUUGGUGAAGUUGAGGUUUCUGCAGAAGUUCUGACGAACAAUGUGCUUCGAUGCCAAACUCCUCCUUUGCAUGCUCUUGGGCGUAUCCCCUUCUACGUGACGUGCUGUAAUAGGCUAGCCUGCAGUGAGGUGAGAGAGUUUGAAUAUCGUGAGAAGCCACCAACCCUUUCAGUACCUAAUGCUACCAAGUGUGCACCAGAGGACGAAGUAUGGUUUCAAAUGCGUCUGAUAAGGUUAUUGAAUUUAGGUUUAGAGGCAAAGUGGUCGAAUUGCUCUAUUAAAAAAUGUGAGAAAUGCCAAAUCAUAGAUUUGAUAAAUUCAUCCAGAAGUGAUAUUGCAAAAUGGAGAAUGACAGAAGGGAUUCCUAAUCCAUUAAAAAGUGACGGAAUGAACCAUAGGAAUUUUAUGAUCCAAACUUUACUGGAGGACAAACUUUGCGAGUGGCUAGCUUGCAAGGUGCACGAUGGAACUACGGGAACACAUGUUUUGGAUGAUGAGGGCCUAGGUGUCAUACAUUUGGCAGCUGCUCUUGGCUACGCGUGGGCCAUAGGACCAAUACUUGCUUCUGGGCUCAGUCCAAACUUCAGAGAUUCAAAUGGAAGAACAGCUCUUCACUGGGCAUCUUACUAUGGGAGGGAAGAGACCGUUACUACACUGGUUAGGUUAGGCACUUCUCCGGGUGCCGUGGAUGACCCAACUUCAGGAUUUCCACAAGGAAAAACUGCCGCUGAUUUGGCAUCAAGUAGAGGGUAUAAGGGUAUUGCUGGAUAUUUGGCUGAAGCUGAUCUGACAGAACGUUUGUGUACCUUGACUGAUGGUGAAAAUUUUAAGGACAACGUCAAAGAAAAUGUUGACAAUGAUGAGACUAUUCAGACUGCAGAUGUUGUACCCUCACAAUUGGCAGACGAUGAACUACUUUCCCUUAAAGGCUCUCUCGCUGCUGUCAGGAAGUCUGUUCACGCUGUUGCCUUAAUACAUACUGCUUUCCGUGCCCGUUCAUUUCGUCAUAAACAGUUAAUGGAAAGUGACAAGGGGAUGAUACAUGAAGAUUCAGCUGACUUGGUAGCUCUUGGCAUUUUAAACAAGGCUGAAAAAAUUCACUAUGAGGAUUAUUUACACGUUGCAGCUGUGAGAAUACAACAAAAUUAUCGUGGCUGGAAGGGAAGAAGAGAAUUUUUGAAGAUAAGAAACCGAAUCGUAAAAAUCCAGGCUCAUGUGAGAGGAUAUCAAGUUCGUAAACAAUAUAGAAAGGUCAUUUGGUCUGUUAGUAUUGUAGAAAAGGCAAUUCUACGCUGGAGGCGGAAGAGAGUUGGUCUGCGAGGGUUCAAGGCUGAAGGGGCAACUGGGGAAGUUGUUACCCCACAUCCAAAGGUGGAGAAAAGUGAUGAAUACGAGUUUCUACGAAUCGGCCGCCAGCUUAAAUAUGCUGAUGUCGAAAAGGCUCUAUCCAGAGUCAAGUCCAUGGCUCGUUCUCCAGAGGCUCGGCAUCAAUAUAUGAGAAUGGUAGCAAACUUCAACAAAUUUAAGAUAAAUAAUGAAGAAACCAGUGCUUCAAAUCAAGGUGGGAGUUUACAAGAAAUCCACAAGGAAAAGCAUUUGCCUUCAUUUGCAACUUGAUCAAUGAUUAUUCUGCCAUCAGGUUACAGUUUACACAUCUGUAAAUGUCAUUUUUAGCCUGUUAGUAUUUGUAGGAAAAUACUGACUAAGUUUCUUUUCCUCUCCUUUUUUGGUCACUUUAAAUGUAAAUAACUCAAAUUUUGUAAUGUUUUUGGAAGAAAAAAAGAUUAAGUUCUUUAAUUCCUUUC